AAUAUAUUAUUUAUGUAUUAUUAAAAAAUAUAGUUAAUAAUUUGAUGGCUGUUAAAAAUACUUUAUGAAUUUUAUUUCGAAUUUACCACAAGUAUACCGCUCUGCAUUUAUAUGUUCGUCGCCAUAUUGACGAAAGCAGCUGAUUCUUGAGAAAAUUCAUCAUGCUUACUCCACGGGCUAUUGGCAUUCCAAAAUUAGUAAAAAGAAAUAUUGGAAUAAUGGCACCUGCUAUGCAGAAAGUAGCAGAUCCAAUUCAACAAUUAUUUUUGGAUAAAAUUAGAGAAUACAAAGCAAAAAGCGUAGGAGGAAAAAUGGUUGAUCCUUCACCUGAACUUGAAAGAGAAUUAAAAAAUGAUUUAGAUCGAAUUGCUACACAAUACGGAGGUGGUCCAGGAGUAGAUAUGACAAAGUUUCCAACAUUUAAAUUCGAAGAACCUAAAGUUGAUUAUUCUGCACAAUCAUCAGCAAAGUAAUUCCAAUCUAAUUCUAUUUAAUAUCUAGUAAAAUCAUCAAAAAUUAAUUAUACAUAAUGUCUAUACUAUUUUAGAAGGAAUAAAUUUCCAAAAAUAAU
Messenger RNA from Chelonus insularis, 571 nucleotides. RefSeq names its product ATP synthase-coupling factor 6, mitochondrial-like. Gene Ontology annotation, biological process: proton motive force-driven ATP synthesis. The transcript has 4 exons. The coding region runs from base 162 to 473 and encodes 103 amino acids. NCBI's taxonomy places the organism in Eukaryota, Metazoa, Arthropoda, Insecta, Hymenoptera, Braconidae. The record is from RefSeq and is a predicted model, not a curated record. Gene Ontology annotation, molecular function: proton transmembrane transporter activity.